Molecule: messenger RNA, 592 nt
Organism: Hibiscus syriacus
Lineage: Eukaryota; Viridiplantae; Streptophyta; Magnoliopsida; Malvales; Malvaceae
Product: universal stress protein PHOS32-like
Exons: 8
Coding region: 44-520 (158 amino acids)
Source: RefSeq, a predicted model, not a curated record
UUUUUUUUUCUUUUUUUUUCAGUUUCCGAAGGUUGUAAUAAAGAUGGCUUCGGGUAAACAAAUCAUGGUGAUUGCAAUGGACGAUAGUCCACACAGCAUGUACGCCUUGGAAUGGACCCUUGAUCACUUCUAUACUCCUUUCGGAUCCCUCCGACCUUUUCAUCUCGUCGUCGUUCAUGCCCGACCUGUGCCCAUAUCAUUCCUUCAACUCGUCGGAUCUGCAACAGCAGAGAUUAUGCGGAUGAUGGAGAUUGAUUUAAAGCAGGCAGCCACAAGGAUUACCGAGAAAGUGAAGGAUUUAUUCAAUAAAAAAUCUGUGAAUACUUUGAACGUUGAAGUAAUGGAAGGAGAUCCAAGAAACGUGCUAUGUGAAGCUGUUGACAAACACCGUGCAUCGGUACUGGUAAUAGGAAGCCAUGGAUAUGGUCUUGUGAAAAGGGCUGUGUUGGGGAGUGUAAGUGAUUACUGUGCUCACCAUGCUCACUGUUCUGUAAUGAUUGUGAAGAAGCCCAAGACCUAACUAGGAAUAAGCUGCAAAUCAAUUAGGCCACACAACAUCCUUGUUACUUUUUUAAUUAUUCUUUUACAAAAU